AUGGCAUAUCUUACCCGGACAACUGUGUAUAACAUCGAAGAUUCUAAUAUCGCGCUUUUAGGAUCCAACAUUGAAAAGCACGUUAGAGAGGAAGCCGGAGAAGGGGAGAGCGCAUGGGAGGAUGCAGGGAAAUCUGCCGGUCUUCAGAUAUGGCGGAUUGAAAAGUUCAAAGUGGUCCCAUGGCCGAAAGAGCGUAAUGGCUCGUUCUAUGAUGGCGAUUCGUAUAUAAUCCUUCAUACAUUUAAGAAAUCCCCGGAGGCAAAAUCAUUUUCAUAUGAUCUUCACUUUUGGCUUGGGCAAAAUACUACUCAGGACGAAGCUGGAACGGCCGCCUACAAGACUGUUGAGCUAGACGACUAUCUGCACGGGAGGCCUGUACAAUUCAGAGAGGUUCAAGGAUUUGAAUCUCCUCGAUUCCUAUCUUAUUUCCAUCAAUUCCUUUGCCUUAAAGGAGGGGUUGAGACGGGUUUUCACCAUGUCUCCGACACUUUACCCCCGAAUAUUCGAAAGCUUUAUCGUGUUAGUUUGUUUAAGAGUAGAGAAGGACGGUCCAGUCUUGUGGUUCGAGAGGUACCUGCGACUGCUGAUAGCCUCGUUGCCGGCGAUGUCUACAUUUUGGAUAAGGGAGAUAACAUCAUGCAAUUUAAUACGAAUGGGAGCGCAGGACAGGAGAGAUUUAAAGCUGCAGAAUUUGUUCAAAGUUUGCUCAACGAACGGAAGAGUCAAGCCGAUGUUGUGGUCUACGACGAAGGUGGAUCUGGGGCAGGAAUAUUUCUGCACGAAUUUGGUGAACAGACGAAGCUCAAACCAGCCGAUUUGCACUCAAUGAACCUCACCGAAGUACACCCAAUCCUAUAUCGCAUCUCUGAUGCCACAGGAACCCUUGUUUUUGAAAAAGUAGCACCUGUCUCAAAGGAUUCUUUGUCAUCCGAAGAUGCCUUUCUACUUGACCACUCCGACGGCGCUUCUUAUCCUGCAAUAUAUGUCUGGAUAGGCCGAAAUGCUUCCUUAAAUGAGAGGCGCCUGUCGAUACAGUACGCUCAACGCUAUCUAUACGACAAAAAAAUCAAAUCCGCUUCAGAAAGUGUUCGAGUCGCUAUACCCGUUGUCAAGAUGCAAGAAGGAGAAGAAACUGAUGAAUUUAUGGAAGUUUUCUAA
Molecule: messenger RNA, 1158 nt
Organism: Psilocybe cubensis
Lineage: Eukaryota; Fungi; Basidiomycota; Agaricomycetes; Agaricales; Agrocybaceae
Exons: 5
Coding region: 1-1158 (385 amino acids)
Molecular function (GO): actin filament binding
Source: RefSeq, a predicted model, not a curated record